GGGCUUGAGUCCAGAGAUCCGCGACUUUGGGGGCCCCAUUGCGCACGCGCAAACGAGCGGGAGGGCAGCCCCAGCCAGAUAUCUGGAGAUUCCAGUUACUAUCAAGGUGGGAUGCUCCAGUUUGUUCUUGGGCAAGGAGACCCCAUUUUGCAGCUGGGUUUUGGAAAGGGCUAAUGGCAUUGAGCUGUGGCUGCAAAGCUCCCAGGAGGCAGUGGCAUGUCCUCAAGGCCUGGAGAAGUGCUGGCUUCUCCCUGUUUCCAGGGCACCGUUGUCCCUGGAGAGGAGCGGGAAGCCCUGUGGACCCAGAAGUGAAAGUGUUUCUGGAAGAGAACACCGAAGUCACCAGCACUGGCAGCCUCACCCCCGAAAUCCAGCUACGACUUCUGACCCCCAAAUGCAAGUUCUGGUGGGAGAGAGCUGACCUGUGGCCUUACAGUGAUCCUUACUGGGCAAUCUACUGGCCAGGAGGCCAAGCCCUGUCUAGGUAUCUCUUGGAUAAUCCUGAAACUGUGAGAGGAAAGUCGGUGUUAGACCUUGGGUGCGGGUGUGGAGCCACAGCCAUGGCUGCCAAGAUGAGUGGGGCCUCAAGGAUUGUGGCCAAUGACAUAGACCCUAUUGCAGGAAUGGCUGUUGCACUUAAUUGUGAACUGAAUUGUCUGAGUCCUUUCCCUAUCUUAACUGAAGACAUUUUGGAUAUGGAACAGGAGAAAUGGGACCUGGUUGUCCUUGGAGAUAUGUUUUAUGAUGAUGAUCUUGCUGACAGACUCCAUCAGUGGUUGAGGAGCUGCUCUCGGACCUAUGGAACCCGAGUCCUGAUUGGUGACCCUGGGCGCCCCCAGUUCAAAGGACACUGCAUCCAACAGCAGCUGAGUAAAAUAGUGGAGUUCUCCCUGCCUAAGCCCACCUGUCAGGAAAACAACGGACUGACAACAAGUGCAGUGUGGGAAUUUUGGCCUUAAAUUGUUGUCGUGCUUUUAAGUAUCAAUACAAUCCUGUGUGGAAGACUGUAAUCCUGGCAAUUUGGGAGGCAGAGAUGAGGGGAUUGGGGUUCAAG
Messenger RNA from Dipodomys spectabilis (banner-tailed kangaroo rat), 1054 nucleotides. It is a transcript of the gene Etfbkmt, whose product is annotated as electron transfer flavoprotein subunit beta lysine methyltransferase. Bases 174 to 959 code for a protein of 261 amino acids. The transcript has 4 exons. Gene Ontology annotation, molecular function: protein-lysine N-methyltransferase activity. Gene Ontology annotation, biological process: peptidyl-lysine trimethylation. NCBI's taxonomy places the organism in Eukaryota, Metazoa, Chordata, Mammalia, Rodentia, Heteromyidae. Gene Ontology annotation, cellular component: mitochondrial matrix. The record is from RefSeq and is a predicted model, not a curated record.